CACGAGAGGUGCCGGGGCUCAGCGGGCGCUCGCCCCAUCGGGGCCGGGGCCGGCGGGAGUGGGGUGACGGCCAUGAUGUCGACCUACAAGCGGGCAACGCUGGAUGAUGAAGACCCCCUGGAGUCCCUUGGUGACAGUGAUGGAUACCCCAAUGGCUUUCAGGUGAACUUCCGCGGCUCGCGGGGCAGCCGGGGCUGCUGGGCCGAGCGGACGCGUGCCGAGAAGCAGCUGCUGGUGCUGGUGGGGGUGCUGGCGGUGCUGCUCGUGGCCUGUCUGCUGGGACUCAUCUUCCAGUACAGAGCCAGGCCACCUGCCGUGUGCCUGUCAGAAGCCUGCAUCUCCAUCACCAGCUCCAUCCUCAGCUCACUGGACCGCACGGUGAAUCCCUGCGAGGACUUCUUCAGCUACGCCUGCGGGGGCUGGAUCAAGGCCAACCCCCUCCCCGAUGGUCACUCACGCUGGGGCACCUUCAACAACCUCUGGGAGCACAACCAGGCCAUCAUGAAGCACCUGCUGGAAAACACCACGGCCAAUGUGUCCAGUGAGGCAGAGCGCAAGGCACAGCGCUAUUACCAAGCCUGCAUGAACGAGAGCAAGAUCGAGGAGCUGCGUGCCACCCCGCUCAUGGAACUCAUCCAAAAGCUGGGUGGCUGGAACAUCACAGGUACCUGUGCUGGUGACAACUUCAACGAGACGCUGCGGGAGGUGACGGCGCACUAUCGCACCUCGCCCUUCUUUUCCGUCUACGUCAGCGCUGACUCCAAGAACUCCAACAGUAACGUCAUCCAGGUGGAUCAGUCAGGGCUGGGCCUGCCAUCACGGGAUUACUACCUGAACAAGACGGAGAACGAGAAGGUGCUCGCCGGGUACCUGAACUACAUGGUGCAGCUGGGGAUGUUCCUGGGAGGCACCGAUGAGGAGUCAACGCGGCAGCAGAUGCAGCAGAUCCUGGACUUUGAGACGGCCUUGGCCAACAUCACCAUCCCACAGGAGAAGCACCGGGAUGAGGAGGUCAUCUACCAUAAAAUGACAGCAGGAGAACUGAAGGAGCUGGCACCGGCUGUGGACUGGAUGCCCUUCCUCUCCACAGUCUUCUACCCUGUGGAGCUCAAUGAGUCAGAGCCUGUUGUGGUCUAUGCCAAGGAGUACCUGGAGCAGGUCUCUGACCUCAUCCUGGCCACGGAUAAGUGUCUCCUCAACAACUACAUGAUCUGGAACCUGGUGCGGAAAACCAGCCCACUCCUUGACCAGCGCUUCCGGGAUGCUGAGGAAAAAUUCAUGGAAGUGAUGUAUGGGACAAAGAAGAGCUGCCUCCCACGCUGGAAGUUUUGCAUCAGUGACACGGACAACAACCUGGGCUUCGCUCUGGGGGCCAUGUUUGUCAAGGCCACCUUUGCUGAGGACAGCAAGCAGGUGGCGGAGGAAAUGAUCGCGGAGAUUAAAACUGCCUUCGAGGAAAGCCUGGAGACCCUGCAGUGGAUGGAUGAAGAGACGAGGAAAUCAGCCAAAGAGAAGGCAGAUGCCAUCUACAACAUGAUUGGCUAUCCCAAAUUCAUCAUGGACCCCAAGGAACUGGAUAAAGUGUUUAAUGACUACGAGGCCGUGUCCGACCUCUAUUUUGAGAAUGUCAUGCAGUUUUACAACUUCUCAGCCAGGGUCACGGCUGACCAGCUCCGGAAACCGCCAAACCGGGACCAGUGGAGCAUGACACCUCCGACGGUCAACGCGUAUUACUCUCCCACCAAGAAUGAGAUUGUCUUCCCUGCUGGCAUCCUCCAGGCCCCCUUUUACACCCGUGCGUCCCCCAAGUCCCUGAAUUUUGGUGGGAUUGGCGUGGUGGUGGGCCAUGAGUUGACACAUGCCUUCGAUGACCAAGGCCGGGAAUAUGACAAAGAUGGCAACCUGCGUCCCUGGUGGAAGAAUUCCUCUGUGGAGGCCUUCAAGCAUCAGACAGCGUGCAUGGUGGAGCAGUAUAGCAACUACACUGUCAACGGUGAGGCAGUCAAUGGCAAGCACACCCUCGGGGAGAACAUCGCCGACAACGGGGGCCUCAAGGCUGCCUACCGGGCAUAUCAAAACUGGCUGAAAAAGAAUGGAGAUGAAGAAACACUCCCAACUCUCGGCCUCACCAACUACCAGCUCUUCUUCGUUGGCUUUGCACAGGUGUGGUGCUCAGUUCGCACACCAGAGAGCUCGCACGAGGGGCUCAUCACCGACCCCCACAGUCCCUCGCGUUUCCGCGUCAUCGGCACCGUCUCCAACUCCCGGGAGUUCGCGGAGCACUUCAGCUGCCCCCCAGGCUCCCCCAUGAACCCCCUCAAGAAGUGUGAAGUCUGGUGAUGGGCGAGUGCCCCAGGGAACCAGCGGCUGGUUGCUUUGUCCUCUGCCAACAGCUGGGCUUCCCCAGUCCUUUGAGGCUCAAACCACUUCUCCAUGCCACGGAGAGCCUGACUCUUCAGCCGGAGCAGUGUCUGUGCCCCUGGCAUUGUCCGAGGUUCAAUCCACUGUGAAAACUCCUCAUCCCCCGCUUGUUGGCGAAAUGACUUCGGUUUGGGGGUCUCUUCUUUGCCACCAUGACCGGGCCAAGUGCCGAGGCACGGGCAUCUGUGGGCACUGCCUGUAUUUACACACACAGCGCUCCAGCCUGACCCACCACAUGGAAAACCCCUCUGUUUUGGAGGUGAUAAAGGGAACCCCCAGCAGUGGCAGGUUUGUCUGCGUGUCUAAAUGCACCUGAUGUACCACCUUCUCUCCAAAGAUGCGCACACAAGGGUGGAAAGUAUUUUAAGAUAUAUUUUUUUGGGGGAGGAGGGGGAAAUACAUAUAUUUUUUUCAUGUGUUGUGGAAUACACUGGAAAUUUUCAGGGAAAAUGCAUUUAAAAGCCUUUUUUUAGUAAAAGAUUAGUAUAUUUAUUAAUUUUUUUUACUUAGUGCAGCCAUAGGUGCAGUACUCUGUGAUCACAGUCCCUUGGCAAGGGAAGCUGGGUAGGGCUGUGGAUAUCUUUCCAGUCUUGGGUCCUGUGUUUCUCUGGGAGGGACUAUCCUUAGAGGAUGCUGAUGGGAAAAUUAGGGACAGCAGGCCUGGGGACAGGGCUGGAGGAUGCUGCAAGUCACAGAGGCUGUGCCGGGAUGCUGCAGCUCCUGGGAUUAGCUUUAAUUUCAGAGUGUAAAGGGAAAAAUUGACAUAACCAAAGAUGUAACCAAGGUGGUGAUGGGGUGGAUGAAGCAUCCUGUUCUCCCUCCUCUCUCCUCUGAAGCCAGGCCAGCCAGGAUUUCCUGGCCCUAAAGCUUCCCAGACAAGUGCAGGCGGUUCCUGCCGCUGCUUCUCUCAUGCCGAGCCUGCCCUCUGCCUGGGAAACUGCAAGCUCCUAAAGCACCAUGUGCCCCCAGAACUCUGUCCCUCCACAGCUGGUUUGGCACCAGUGUGAGAAGUGGUCAGGAUGGGGCUGAGGGACUUUUUUAAGGGAUGUUUUUAAUACUUGUUUUGAGGGGAAAGCACUGACAGGAGCUCAGGUGCUAGGUGCUGUCAUCUCGCACUAGACAAAGCAGAGACCUAGAGGGAUUUUUAAUAUUUAUAUGUAAAGGGAGGGAUGGAAGGGGCUGGGUUUUUGUAACUAUUUUUUCACCCUACGCAUGAGGCUUAUUGUAAUUGAAAUAAUAAAUACUUUUUACUGGA
Messenger RNA from Agelaius phoeniceus (red-winged blackbird), 3676 nucleotides. RefSeq names its product endothelin converting enzyme 1 (gene ECE1). Gene Ontology annotation, cellular component: plasma membrane. The record is from RefSeq and is a predicted model, not a curated record. Gene Ontology annotation, biological process: peptide hormone processing. Gene Ontology annotation, molecular function: metalloendopeptidase activity. Lineage: Eukaryota; Metazoa; Chordata; Aves; Passeriformes; Icteridae.